Messenger RNA from Agelaius phoeniceus (red-winged blackbird), 2446 nucleotides. The record is from RefSeq and is a predicted model, not a curated record. NCBI's taxonomy places the organism in Eukaryota, Metazoa, Chordata, Aves, Passeriformes, Icteridae.
AUGGCGGUAGCGGCGGCGGGCGGCGGCGGGGGCGGCCGGGCGCAGCGCAGCGGCUGGCUGGAAGUUUUGGUGCGGGAGCGCUGGCACAAAGUGCUGGCCAACUUGGGCGGCGAGGCGCUGGUGCUGAGCGGCGAGGAGCGCCCCGACGGCGCGGCCCACAACGGGCUGGGCGGCGAUGGGACGGCGUGCCGCGGGGCCGAGGGCGGCGGGGGGCCGGCGGCGGUGCGCACCGCCUUCACCGACCCCCCCGAGCAGGUGCCCGAAGCCAUCUCCAACAAGAAGCGGUGCGUGAAGGUGCUGAAGCAGGAGAUGGGCGGACUGGGCAUCAGCAUCAAGGGGGGUAAGGAGAACAAGAUGCCCAUCCUCAUCAGCAAGAUCUUCAAGGGGCUGGCGGCCGACCAGACCCAGGCUCUCUACGUGGGCGAUGCCAUCCUUGCCGUGAACGGCACGGACCUGCGGGAUGCCACUCACGACGAGGCGGUGCAGGCGCUCAAACGGGCCGGCAAGGAGGUGCUGCUGGAAGUGAAAUACAUGAGAGAAGCAACCCCCUAUGUGAAGAAAGGCUCCCCCGUGUCAGAGAUCGGCUGGGAGACGCCGCCCCCCGAAUCUCCGCGCCUGGGCUGCGCCUCUGCUGAGCCGAUGGCGCAGCUUUCGCUCUCCAUCCACAGGGACAGGAAGACAAUUCCCCUCAAGAUGUGCUACGUGACACGCAACCUGACGGUGUCAGACCCCGAAAACAGAAUUAUUGAAGUUCAUUCACCUGAUGCCAAGCACACCGUGGUGCUCAGGAGUAAGGAUUCAGCUACAGCCCAGGCCUGGUUCAAUGCCAUCCACUCCAGUGUCAAUGAGCUCAUCCCCAGGGUGAUUGCAGAGGUCAGAGACCAGCUGGGUAAAACAGGGAUUGCUGGAAGUCGAGAGAUUAGGCAUCUAGGCUGGCUUGCAGAAAAGGUGCCAGGAGACAACGAGAAGCACUGGAAGCCAGUGUUGGUGGUUUUGACAGAGAAAGACCUUUUAAUAUAUGAGAGCAUGCCACGGAUAAAGGAAGCCUGGUUCAGCCCUGUGCAUACCUACCCCCUGCUCGCCACCAGGUUGGUUCAUUCUGGCCCAGGGAAAGGCUCACCCAAGUCAGGGGUGGAUUUGUCCUUUGCAACGCGUACCGGUACAAGACAAGGGAUUGAAACUCACCUGUUCAGGACUGAGACCAGUCGAGACCUCUCACUGUGGACGAGGAGUGUAGUGCAGGGCUGCCACAACUCUGCAGAGCUCAUCACAGAAAUCACCACAUCUUGCACAUACAAAAACCAGGAGUGCCGCUUGACCAUCCAUUAUGAACAUGGAUUCUCUCUUACAACUGAACCACAAGAUGGUGCCUUCUCCAAGAUAAUUGCACAAUAUCCCUAUGAAAAACUGAAAAUGUCCUCAGAUGAUGGGAUACGGAUGCUUUAUUUAGACUUUGGAGAAAAAGAUGGAGAAAUUCAACUGGAUCUUCAUUCCUGUCCAAAACCAGUUGUUUUCAUCAUUCAUUCCUUCCUGUCAGCAAAGAUCACGAGACUGGGCUUGGUGGCAUAAGUGGGAUCCAUCUGUUUCUUCAGAGAGAGACGGGAUUUUGGACUGAUUCAUAUUUGGAUGGGAUAGACAAAUGAAAUAUGAACCUACUCCACAUUUAUAAGAGUAUAGUGAAUAUUUAUAUUUUAGAGGAAAAGAAUAUAUUUAAUAAAGUCAUUUAUUGGAUUUUUGUGACGUGAGCUUACUUUGUAUCCAGACAAACUAUCUGGAAGGCUGACCUUUGGUUUUGGGCUAGGAGAAAUACAUUUAAACUUCAGUGCUUCUGUUAAGAAUUCUGUUACUGGAGGGAACUGUUAAUUGCAUUGGUGGAAUGACUUAAAAAUUUAAAAUAAAAAAAAAAAAAAGACUGAAAUCCCACAGGGAUGUUUCAGGGCAGGUCAUUCAGACACGUCUGCUGAAGUUGCAGUGCUUUCUCUUGUUGCUUAAUACUGGACUAGGUGGUAACAGAAGACUUACAAAAAAUUAAGAAAAAGCAGAAAUUUCUGCUCAAUCUUCUGCAUUCAAGGACUGAGGCCAACAUGUGCCUUUUUUCUCUUAUGAAUGGUUAUGGGAAAACAAUAUUUUUAUUUCUCCUUUGAUUUAAUUCUUAACUUAGUGGCCCAAAUAGAAAAGCUAACUGUGGGAAUUUAAGCCUUUUCUUUCAGUCUGACCCAAGUUACGACAGAACAGCCUUGUGGAAAGCCUAAAAAGGGAUAUUCCAGAGUUUCACUCUUUUCACAAAAUAAUUACUAUAAAUGGAAUGGUCUUAUCAGAAAGUUUGUAUAGCAGCUUCACCAUGAGAAAGAUUGGGAUACAUAUUGGAGCAAAAAUGUUAUUGGAAAAAUGUGAUGUAAAGUGUUUGUUAAAAAAAAAUAAAGCUGAUCUGAUUGUGUUCAGGGAA